UGGGAGUGAGAGGGAGAGGGAGAGAGUGAGAAAACGCAACCCUUCCCACUCGCUAGAAAUCACGGGGAGUGACUGUGACAGGAGGAAGGGGACAGAAAGUCUGAGAGCAGAAGUAAAACCUCACUGGAACUUCAUCACAUGUUCCCCCAGGACCGAACCGGACUUUUUAUCUGGACAACCCAUAAGAUAACCUGCGAGUCAGAAGAGUGUUGAGGACUGCUGGAGCAUGCGGUUCGGUUCUCUGUUCAGGCUCUGCAUGCUGUGGGGCUUUGUGGUGGUCACGACCUCGGCGACCAGCAAGGCUGCCAAGAGGAAGGUGGUCGGCCGAAGGUCCAGACAGGUGUUGGAGGCGGAGCCUGUUGACGGGGUGUGGUCCGUCUGGGGGGAGUGGUCAGAAUGCUCUCAAAGCUGUGGAGUCGGUGUGUCUCAGAGGAGCAGGAAGUGUUUACCCCCUCCUCCAUCUUCUCCGACCCUUCCUCUCUCCUUCGCCCCACCAAACUGGGCGGGUUAUUAUCCCGGGAGCGUCAGAGGACCUCUUACAUCACCUGGGAGUCCUUACUAUCCCCCUCGUUACCCGGGCCAACGCCCAUCUUAUCACCCUCCAUCAGUCUCCAGGAGUCAUAACCCCGGAUUGCCUUUAUAUAGGAACACACCCACCGGUGGAGAAGGGCCUCCUGUUCCGGUGCAAAGCAAUCGGUCGCCUCCUUUUUAUAAUUCGGAAGCGUCCCCCGUCGGUCAAGAACCUGCUUACCAUCCCCCCUAUCACAUGACCCCACAGGGUUACAACCAGCCUGCGCGGGUCUUCAGGAGGCCCACCAAUCCAGGAGCAGGGAGAGCCGGGGGCGGCGGGAGCAGGCGCUCUAUCCCCGCCGGUCGGGAGGGCUUGCCUUCGAGGAGGGCCUCCAGCGUCCGUCCGGGUCAGUUUGGCUACGGAAAGGUUCCCUUCUCUCUGCCUCUGCAUCGAACCCAGCGCCAAGCUCGGCACACCGCUAACGCCACCGACGAGGACCCCGAGGCGACUGUCGCUAGAGGUGGCGCCCCGAGCGAGGAGGCGACAGAGAGGGAGAGGGGCGAGGUGGAUAGAGCCGAGGAGGAGAACGGAGAACGGCAGGCUGGUGAAGCACCUGCCGCUGAGGAGGAACCCGCUCCCACGGAGAGCCCACGGCAACACGGGGGCAGGACGUCACACUCCGAGACCAGGAGGAGCAGGCUCCCACCCCAGCACUCCUUCUCACGCUCCUCGCCCCCAUCCGUCUUUGUUAACCGCCACCGCUUCGACUGGAACUCCGUCACUGCUCCUCCUCCUCCUCCUCCUCAGUCUCACCCGCGCUCUCCAGGUAGCUCUCCUCUGUUCACCUCUCCUCUCCACCGUCCCAACCCAGCACACGCAGAGAGGGAGCCCCACCUAGGCUUCGGGCCCCAGGCCGCACCCGCCGGCAGCGUCUACCCCUUACGGCACCAGCCCUCAUCCUCUCACCCGGGAGCAGAGGCCGGCCGGCACAGAGGAGGCGAAGCUCCUCGGCCGCUCAGGUGCUCCGGCCCGGAGAAGGAGUACCGCCGAUGCUCCUCACAGGUGUGCGGAGGAGGUGCGUCGGACUCCAGAGCAGAGCAGUGCACGGCCUUUAACACCCGGGAGUUCAUGGGUCGCCUCUACAACUGGGAGCCUUUCACUGAAGUUGGUCCGGACAAGCAGUGCGAGCUCACCUGCCGACCCGCCGGUUAUCGGUUCUACGUUCAGCUGGCGGAGCGCGUCAGAGACGGCACACCCUGCUUCAACACCAGUGCCAACGACGUGUGCGUAGAGGGACAGUGUCUGACCGAGGGUUGCGACGGCGCGCUGGGCUCCAGCGCCGUGGUCGACAAGUGCGGCGUGUGCGGUGGGAGGGACAGCUCCUGCCGAAAAGUGACCGGAAGCUUCCAAAACGGCACCGUUCCCCUCGGCUACCACAAGAUCCUGGACAUCCCGCCGGGAGCCACGUUCAUCAACAUCACGGAGAGACGAGCAAGCCCCAACUACCUGGCAAUGAGGAGCGGCACCGGGACGUCCGUGGUGAACGGGCGCUGGGCUGUGGACCCUCCGGGAGAAUACCAGGCAGGGGGGACGAGUUUCACCUACACCCGACCCAGAUCACAGACCGAGGGGGGAGGAGAGGAAGGCGAGUCCCUGAGGGCGCGAGGACCCACCACGACACAGCUGCAGCUCUAUAUCAUUUUCCAGAAGGAGAACCCGGGCAUCGAUUACGAGUUCUACGUCCCGGUGGAGAACAAAGAGGGAGAGAAGGAGAGGCUGGCGGAGAGCGAGAAGGAGACGGCGAGAGAGACACCCAGGGAUAGACCGAUGGAGCGGCAGCCAGUGAGGGCUCCACUUCGCAGUCCCCUCACAGUGUCAGUAGAAGACCCUCCUCCUGUUUCAGAUCCUGCUUUCCCCUCCUUCUCGUCCUCCUCGGCCUCCUCGGCCGCCUUCCCCCCUCCAUCCUUCGAUCGCUGGCCACUCGACAGGACACGCCCUCGGGGAUCGGCGCCCAAUAGAAACGCUCGGAUCCCCCCUCGCACCGACCUGCCACCAGACACCCAGCUGCCGUUUGUGUGGAGGAGAGGCGGCCUCAGCGAGUGCUCUGCUACUUGUGGCAGAGGUUCUCAGCACAGGGAGGUUUUAUGUGUGAACCGACACACGGAGGAAGAAGUACCAGAGGGGAACUGUGACUCUGCAGCCAAACCUGCUGCAGAGGAGGAGUCCUGUAACGCACAACCUUGCCCUCCUUUCUGGGAGGCCAGCGCGUGGUCGGAGUGCAGCGUGUCCUGUGGGCCCGGCGUGCAGCAGAGGCAGCUGCAGUGCAGGCAGAGCUUUGGGUCCCGCUCCACCAUGGUCCACCCUCAGCGCUGUGCCCACCUCACCCCGCCGGACUCAACGCAGGCCUGCCAGCUCCGCCUCUGCUCCCACUGGGAGGUCAGCACUAACUGGAGCACGUGCUCGGUGGACUGCGGGCUGGGGAGGAGGACACGGGGCGUGCGCUGCGUCAGCGAUCAGGGCAGCGUUGUGAACGAUAACGAGUGCAACUCUCGGCUGCGCCCGGAUGGGACUGAGGAGUGCAACAUGGGCCCCUGCGUGACCAACUGGUACUUCACCGGGUGGUCCAACACUUGUUCAGCGCAGUGCGGCCCCGGGGUCCAGAAGAGAGAAGUGGUCUGUCUCACCCGAGGAGGGGUGAGAGAGGGAGGAGGAGGAGGAGACUGUGUUGCUGAAAAGCCAGCAGAGAUGAAGGCCUGCAACAAGGGUCCCUGUGUGCCAGUGACAAUGUGGUACAGCAGCCCCUGGACACAGUGCAAUGUCCAAUGUGGGGAAGGAAGCCAGCGGCGAGAAAUCAUUUGUGUUCAGAAGUUGGGCAGUAACUUUACUGUCGUGCCAUCUACUAAGUGUGCACAUCUGGAGAAGCCUGCAGCUGUCCAGGAGUGCAGCAUGGGAGCGUGUCAGCCACAGUGGUUCACAACAGAAUGGAGCGCGUGUUCCCGUUCAUGUGGGAAGGGCUUACAAGUGAGAGAGGUUCGAUGUCUAACGCCAGAGAAGAAGCACAGCCCAGCAUGCGAUCCCAGCACCAAACCGGAACAGGAGCAGAUCUGCAACACUAUUCCCUGCGGCCCACAAGUUGCUGAUAAAAACUGCCGGGACAGGCUUGAUAAUUGCAUGAUGGUGGUGCAGGCCAGAAUGUGCGUCUACUCCUACUACAAGACGGCCUGCUGUGCCUCCUGCACACAGAGCGCCCUGCGUGCCAAGAGGCACUGAGCAGCCGGAUCACAGGCAGCGGGGAAAAGGUCAAAACGACCGACCCCCCCUGAAGGAUGAGUCUGCAGAAACGGACAGCCCAGAGUUGACGUGGCAUUUAUAUAACAUUUAGCUAUUUUCUCCUGACUUUUUCAGGUAAAGCACUGUGAAAACAGAUGAUUCCCUCUGCUUGUAUUCAGUCAUAUCUGACAAACCGUAAACCUCCUUCCACUGAGCUAUCUUGAGUUUUUACGUGCAGUAAUUGAAGCAUCAGUGGUGCUUGCUGUAAUUUCCACUCAUUUCUGUGACCGUCGGGUGGUGUGACAAUGGUCUCACUGAGGACAUAGAUGCUUCAACAGCUAAUUUUACCUUUUUUAACAUCCUAAUUGAUAAGAUGGUUAAUGUAAAAAAAAUGUCAUUAUCAUACUGUCAGAUGUAUGUGGAGGCUAUCCACUAGGAUAGAGCCACACGCAGUCCGACCUCACAGAGCUACGGGAUUUGCUUCCUGCAAAACUAGAAGGAUUUUACUUCUUAUGUAGUACCUGUGUGAAUCUGCCUGCCAAAAAAAUACUUGUUAAAAUGUCCUCUUAUUCAGUACUUGGACAGUUUGAACCAAAGGGGUGGAGUAAACAUGGCAGUAAGUGACCAAAUAUUAGGCGAUGGAAAGAAGGAUGGGAGUCUCCCUAAAUCAGAAGGAUAAUUCGCACAGAUUUUAAGGGUCUGCGUUUUUCUCAUCCUUUACAGUGACAAAUAGCGUCGUUUUUCUAAAGAUGCCUAAAAAGCCGAGAAAAUAUUGGAUCUGAAUUACUUUUAUACACUGACGAAAUUUUUACCCCAACCUUCUUUUGUUUAAAUUGUAAUUUUUUUUCUGCGUCCAAAAGGAAGCCAUGACUAUUUGGAAGCAGCCACUGGCGCCACCUAUGUGUGAGAACCGACGGUUGCAGUUCACGUCUUCCUUUUUUUUUCUAAAUCUAAAACUCUGUCAAGGACUUAAAUUGUUCUUAUCAAGUCUGAUGAAACUGUCACUAUCAACUAUCACUAACUUAUUCCAUUUCUUUUGUAUUCUGUAUUUCCAGCCAUGUCUCUAGUCUCAGCUGCAUCAGCUACAACACUUUCUGUUCUUACCGAUGAUGUUAGUCUUUUAAAAAUGCGUAGCGCUAAAAAGAUGAAGUAAUUUCUGAGAACAUCUGGGCAGGGCGUGUCCCGUAACAAGAAUCACUCCAUACAGACUGAUUUCUGUGUUGUUGUUUUAAUAAA
Fundulus heteroclitus (mummichog) is the source of this 5017-nucleotide messenger RNA. It is a transcript of the gene adamtsl4, whose product is annotated as ADAMTS-like 4. NCBI's taxonomy places the organism in Eukaryota, Metazoa, Chordata, Actinopteri, Cyprinodontiformes, Fundulidae. Gene Ontology annotation, molecular function: metalloendopeptidase activity. The coding region runs from base 227 to 3781 and encodes 1184 amino acids. Gene Ontology annotation, biological process: extracellular matrix organization. The record is from RefSeq and is a predicted model, not a curated record. The transcript is spliced from 17 exons. Gene Ontology annotation, cellular component: extracellular matrix.